Molecule: messenger RNA, 1960 nt
Organism: Formica exsecta
Lineage: Eukaryota; Metazoa; Arthropoda; Insecta; Hymenoptera; Formicidae
Product: metaxin-2
Exons: 5
Coding region: 135-1232 (365 amino acids)
Biological process (GO): mitochondrion organization
Cellular component (GO): SAM complex
Source: RefSeq, a predicted model, not a curated record
ACACGGCGCGGUUCUACAUAAUUCGCUCUUUGCUCGUGGCGCUUUUACAACGCGAGUAAUCAAUCGCAAAUCUUGAACAAUCUUGAAAUAGUGAGGCGAAAGAAAAAGUGCAUCCUCACGUGAUUAUCAUAGACAUGCCUCACGUAUUACUAAGCGACUCGAUCGCGGUAGAGUUGGAAGCUCAAGACCCAUGGCCUCAACCGAUCACUCUGUACCAACCUUAUGAAGUAGAACAGAUUCUGCUUCCAGACAAUGCAAACUGCUUGGCGGUGCAGGCUUUCCUCAAGAUGUGUCAGCUUGAUUUUCAGAUAGAACCAAGGAAGAACGCAGAGUUUAUGUCGCCAUCAGGCCGUGUACCAUUUAUCAAAUGUGGUACAAAGUUGAUAUCCGAAUUUGAUGGUAUAGUUGCACACAUAGCGAGUAAAGGGAUAAGUCUGUCCGAUUACUUGGAUUCUACCGCCAAAGUGGAUAUGAGAGCGUACCUGUCCCUUGUAAACAAUGUAUUUGUAAACGCGGAACUGUAUAUUUGCUGGGUGGAUCCAGCAAUUUUAGAUACAGUCACCAAACCGAGACAUGGGAGUGUGUAUCCUUGGCCGCUUAAUCAUUAUAUAAACUGGCAAAAGAGACGAGAAGUUAUAAAAAAACUCAAUGUACUUGGCUGGUAUAACAAGAGUUUAGAUGAAGUCUAUGAAGAUGUAAGAAAGUGUUGUAUGGCACUCUCCGAAAGACUAGCAGAUGAAGAGUUUUUCUUUGGAAAAGAUCCCACCGAAUUCGAUGCCCUGAUAUACGGUCACAUUCACGCUCUCACAUCGCCUUCCUUUCCUUCAAACCAAGGGAUCAUCACCACGAUUCGUCAGUUUCCCAAGCUUAUCGAGCACAUGUUUAGAAUUAAACAGCGCUACUUUAAUUCCGAAGUGCAGAACAAAAUUGCUGAAGAAUUUGAAAUAAUUGAGUCACCAUCCAAGGAUACUCUGUGGGAUGGCUUUCAAUCGCAGCCUGAAUCGCUUCCUUCUCUUUCCGACCAUUCCUUUACAUUCAAGCCCAAUGAAUUGGAUGCUUUGGUUUUUGGUCACGUAUUCACAAUAAUCACAACGCCGUUACCCAACAAACUGGCUAUGAUCGUGCGGGAUCAUCCGAAGCUCGUGAAUCUUUGUAAACGCAUCGAGAAUAGCCUUUUUUCUCCUCGAGCUAUAGACAGUCAGACUAAUGAAACGCUGGAGUUCAAGAAUUAAGCCAAUGAUCUGACAUCCAUACCAAGGAUAAAUGAAUUAAAAGAAAAUGGCGAUCUUUCUCUAAAUUCAAACAUAGCCCAAUGUCAGGCAAUAAAAUGUGCCAAAACAAAUUGAAGCACAAUUUCGGAAGCUAUUGAUUAGGUAUAAAAUCUCGUUUCUCAUGAAAUACCAUAAAUUAUAUACAUCAAUAGUUCCUGAUGAUAUUUUCUUUUAUAUUCAUAAUUAUUUUAUUGAAAUAUAUAUGUAAUUAAUAGUGUAAUGUACAUUGUUAAGCGCGCUGUUAAAUUAAAGUAUGUCAUCUCGAUGUUACAUAGAAAAGUAGAGCAGGGAAGAACAAUUUUCUAGUCAAUAUAUAUCAUUCUCCAUUCUUAUAUCUGUCGCAUGCAGAUUCGGGAGAAAUCGGGAGAAAAAAUAAUAAUUCUCGAUUUGGGUAGUUACGUGGGCACGUAAUUUUACGUGUGACACCGCAUGUAAAAUCUAAUUUAUUAUUUAAUAUUUUUUAUAUAAAUAUGAUUUAAUAAUUUGUGUGUAUAUAAUGUUCAACAUGUUUCUUGUCUCCAGCGUUUCAGUUAUAACAUUAUUGAAAUGCGAAUCAAAUGAUCUGUCUACUCAUAUUAUAAGACCAUCGUUUACAUCUUGUGUUAAUUUAUUUCUAUAACAAACAUUACAGGGCUAAUUUAUUGUAACACGCAAAAUAAAGAUGUUCCACAAUUGUGAUGUAAAAAAAA